Molecule: messenger RNA, 1821 nt
Organism: Austrofundulus limnaeus
Lineage: Eukaryota; Metazoa; Chordata; Actinopteri; Cyprinodontiformes; Rivulidae
Product: leptin receptor gene-related protein
Exons: 4
Coding region: 120-512 (130 amino acids)
Biological process (GO): negative regulation of growth hormone receptor signaling pathway; late endosome to vacuole transport via multivesicular body sorting pathway
Cellular component (GO): endosome
Source: RefSeq, a predicted model, not a curated record
AGGAAAAACCCGAUGGAGGAAGCAGGAAGUUGGUCUCCGAGAAGCCUCAGCAAGUAAACAAAGAGCAGAGGGGAAAAAAAAAAAAACUAUAAAAGAACACAUAAAGUUUCCUUUUUGAAAUGGCCGGUAUUAAAGCACUGGUAGGUUUGUCAUUUAGUGGUGCCAUUGGUCUGACGUUCCUCCUGCUGGGCUGUGCACUGGAAACCUAUGGGGUAUACUGGCCGCUGUUUGUCCUGAUUUUCUACGUUUUGAGCCCCAUCCCAACCUUCAUAUCCAGACGCCUCAGUGAGGAUGACUCCUCCAGUAACGCGUGCAGAGAGCUGGCCUACUUCCUAACCACGGGCAUCGUGGUGUCGUCCUUUGGGCUGCCCAUCGUCUUGGCCCGACACGGCACCAUCAUGUGGGGAGCCUGUGGCCUGGUGAUGGCAGGAAAUGUUGUCAUCUUCCUCACCAUCCUUGGCUUUUUCGUGGUGUUCGGAGGUGGGGACGACUUCAGCUGGGAGCAGUGGUAAAAGGUUUCUGGGUUAAUGCACAGACAAACGGGUUAGUGAACCAGCGAUGCAGACUGAGACGUGUGUUUGUUCUGUUCUCAAUCAGUGGGGUGACACUCAUACAACAGAGAGCAAAGUUAUUAACUAAACCUGCACAUCAUCAAGCAGGUUUCUGUGUUGAGGGGAUUAGGGUUAGUAAACAGUAGCAUGUAUCAUCAUAUGUGCCUUAUUGAUGGGACCAGCUGAAGCCUACUAUCAUCAUAUUCACCCUCACUAUCCAUCAUCUCGUGUGUUUUAGCUUGCCUGAGUUUUAACCUGUAAAAGCAACUCAUCUUUUGCUGCUGUCUUCUAGAACAUUUUAUCUGUUAGUAACAGAAAGGGAUCCAAAAAAAAAAAAAAAUCAACUAUUGUCAUUUACACAACCCUGCAUUAUUUCUGCUUUUUCCAAGAGAAGAGAGGCUGUUCUAAAAUAUGGCUUGUUUAAUAGAACUGCUUUGUGAAGCUUAUAGAUCAGAAAAAAAAGUAAAUUUAUUCCACACUAUUAGACAGUUAGAUGUAAAGAUUUAUUUUCCUGUUUGGUUUUUGUGCUUUUUUGGCUCCAGACUUUAUUGCCUUACUUUUUGACCUGAUGCAACUGUUUACAUUCUCACCAAAGAUCAUUUUAGACUGCAAACAGGACCGAUGAUUAACCACUGAAGUGUAGUUUUUGAUUCGUGCUGUGCCGUAACCUAAUCCUCAGAAACCAGCCGCGGCGUUGGUUUUGUAUGAACAGUCCUGGGAAAGUAGCCACGUUUAUUUUAGAUUCAUAUUUAUAUCAAAGAAACAGAAUAAUGACUAAAGAUCAAAGUUAAUAUAUCGAAUGUUCAAUUUUUCAUUGCUUUAUGCACCUCUCUGCAAUGAAGGGCCUCUUUUGCAAGUUUAUUCAUGAUUGUCUAUCUUUGCUACGUGUGUUUCAUCUGCAGAAAAAUCACUGGUUUUGAUUUGUUUUGUCUUUUUUUAUUAUUAUUAUUACUGUCAUAUUAUUAUAUUAUUAUUAUUAAUAUAGCCCAGUAUUGUUUUAUCAUUGUUGAAUAUUAAUACAAAAUGAGAUCCUUUGUUCUACUCUUGUUUUUUAUUAAGACUUUGAUGUAAUACUUUAGUUUUUGUCUCAUUUAGUUUGAUUUAUUUUACAUUUGGUUCAUUUCUGCAUUAAGGGGCAAUAUAGUUUCUGUAACUGACAUGUUGAAUACAGUCAUAACUCUCACACACUAAAGACGACUCAGAGAUUAUUUUAUAAGCUCCUGACCUUAUGUUGUCUAACCUUUAAUAAAAGUUCUUCAUCUGUAGCAAA